Myxocyprinus asiaticus (Chinese sucker) is the source of this 7194-nucleotide messenger RNA. RefSeq names its product transient receptor potential cation channel, subfamily N, member 1 (gene trpn1). Gene Ontology annotation, molecular function: protein binding; calcium channel activity. The coding region runs from base 76 to 4968 and encodes 1630 amino acids. Gene Ontology annotation, cellular component: membrane; glycosylphosphatidylinositol-N-acetylglucosaminyltransferase (GPI-GnT) complex. The transcript is spliced from 29 exons. NCBI's taxonomy places the organism in Eukaryota, Metazoa, Chordata, Actinopteri, Cypriniformes, Catostomidae. The record is from RefSeq and is a predicted model, not a curated record. Gene Ontology annotation, biological process: GPI anchor biosynthetic process; calcium ion transmembrane transport.
GUCGAAAUGCAUUUGUUAUGGCAUUAAUAGACCUUGAGUUUUUAUUAUUGUGAAGUGCUUGUGUUGUCUUCUAUAAUGUCGGAAAGCUCUUGUGUAAACUCUGGGGUCCCGCAGCGCCUGAUGCCUCUGGCCCUCAGAGGAGAAUGGGUGGCAUUAGAACAGAAACUCAAGACUUUGGAAAAGGGAGACCCGGAGAUCUUCCAAAAUGACGAGCUGUCGGGCUUGAGUCUGCUGAUGGUCGCUGUGCGAGAGAGCCGUUUGUCUGUCGUUGACAGGUUGCUGGAACUGGGGGUCAGUCCAAGUGACAAAACAAAGGAUGGCAGAUCAGCGUUACAUAUCGCCGCAGCUCACUCCAAAGACGAGAUUGUCAAACUUCUGGCAAGAAAGACCGAUCCCAAUUUACCAGGAGGGCCCAAUGAUCAGUUGCCCCUGCACUACGCAGCAUCUCGACCCACCGGUGGACUCGCCAUCAUGCAAACGUUACUCAAGUUCAGCUGCAAAGAUGCUCGAAUUACUCCAGACAAGGACGGCUGCCUGCCGCUGCUGCUAGCUGUCGAAGCCGGUAAUGUUGUAAUUGCACGAGAACUCCUCACUGGGCAAUCAGAACCGCAGCUCCGAGCCGUGAAAAUAGGCAAUGGCGACACAGCGCUUCACAUCUGCUGUAGACGGAAAGAUGUCGAGAUGGCCAAAGUCCUGGUGGAGUUUGGGGCGAAUCCGGACUCUCAGAAUAAUGACUGGCAGACUCCUCUACACAUCACAUCUUUUGAAGGAGACGAGAACAUGCUGAAGUUCUUAUACCACUGUAAAGCCAAUCCCAAUAUUUUAGACAAGAUGGACAGAUCUCCGCUUCACAUCGCGGCUGAGCAGGGCCACACCAAUGUAGUCGAGAUCCUCACCGAGAAAUUCAAGUCAUGUGUAUUAGCAAGGACCAAGGAUGGAAACACGCUGUUGCAUAUCGCAUCCCAGUGUGGUCACCCUGGAACGGCACUCACGUUCCUGAGGAAAGGCGUUCCACUGCACAUGCCAAACAAGUCAGGAGCGGUGUGUUUGCACGCGGCUGCUAAGAGAGGCCACACGGCUGUAGUAAAAGCUUUGCUCCAGAAGGGGGCACAUGUGGAUGCCACUGCUAAAGACGGCCAGACGGCUUUGCACAUCGCAGUGGAGAACUGCAAGCCGCAGGUGGUGCAGAUGUUACUGGGAUUCGGGGCACACGUGCAGCUCAGAGGAGGAAAGGGGCAGGAAACACCUCUACAUAUCGCAGCAAGAGUAAAAGAAGGGGAACGGGUGGCUCAGAUGCUUCUGAAGAGCGGAGCGGAAGUGAACGCAGAGCAGGAGAACGGGGAAACCGCUAUGCAUGUUGCCGCCCGUUACGGCGCUCUGCAGAUGAUACAAGCUCUGGCACAGGAGGGAGGAGACGUCACCUGGACAUCUAAGGUUGGAGAAAAUCCUCUUCACGUUGCCGUGCGUCACUGUCACGCCCAUGUGGUGGAGGAGAUUUUAAACUAUCUGACUUAUGAGAGAAGCCGCCAGGAGGCAGAGCUCUGUGUCCGUCAGGGGAACAAGAACGGCGAGACACCGCUGCAUCUGGCAGCUGAGCUCAGGAGAGACGCAGCGCAUCAGACGGAUGAGGACAUCCACAUCAUCAAGAUUCUGAUGGAGCAUCAUGCUGACAUCACAGCAGUCACCAGACAGAAUGGAGAGACGCCGCUACAUUACAGUGCCAGGGUGGGAAACACCGCUGUACUUCAGGAGAUGCUCAGUAACGUCUCUACCAACCAGCUCCAAACAACCAUUAACAAACACUCGAAGAACGGCUGGUCUCCAUUGCUCUUGGCAGCAGAACAAGGUCACACAGAGGUCGUCAGGGUUCUACUGCAGAAUAAUGCCAGAGUGGACGUGUUUGAUGAGGAAGGGAAAGCCGCCCUCCAUCUGGCUGCAGAACAGGGUCAUCAAGACAUCGUCGACAUCCUGCUGUCUCAUAAGGCCUUUGUGAAUGCUAAGACCAAACUGGGUCUGACACCGCUGCACCUGAGCGCUCAGAGCGGGACAUCCCGACUCGUCAGGCUGCUGGUAGAGACCCAUCAGGCCAGUAUUGAUGCUCUCUCUCUGAGAAAACAGACCCCUCUGCACUUAGCAGCCAUCAGCGGACAGCUCGACGUUUGCAACAGCCUGUUAAGCUUGAAUGCCGACAUCACUGCCACAGAUAUCCACGGUCAGACACCUCUUCAUCUGGCAGCUGAGAACGAUCACUCAGAGGUGGUGAAGUUGUUUCUGAGGCAUAGACCAGAGUUAGCCACGCUAGCUAACAUGGAGGGUGCGACUUGUACACACAUCGCAGCGGCUAAAGGAAGUGUGGCCGUCAUUAAAGAAUUGCUCAAGUUUAAUCAAAGAGGACUUCUCACCAUUAACAACAAGGCUAACGGCUUGUGUCCACUGCAUUUGGCUGCUGCUGGAGGUCAUAUGGAGGUGGUGAAAGUUCUUCUGGAGGCUGGAGCUUCAGUGACAUUGGAGGAUGUAGAGGGAAUGACCGCCGUACACUUGGCUGCCAAGAAUGGACACACACAUAUUCUGGAGGUGCUCAAAGCCAGCGUUUCACUCAAGAUUCAAAGCUCAAAGACAGGGUUAACAGCUCUGCACGUGGCAGCGUGUUUCGGUCAGGUGGACUUUGUGAGAGAAAUCCUGACUAAAGUUCCCGCUACGAUCCGCAGUGAAUUUCCCGCUAACAGCAGCAGUAGCGGCAGCAAAGAAGACGUGAUGCGUCAACAACCAUUAACUGAGUCAGGUUACACUCCUCUACACCUGGCGGCUCAGUCGGGUCAUGAGAACGUGGUUCGGUUGUUGUUGAAUUCUCCCGGAGUUCAGGCUGAUGCGGAAACAGACAUACAGGGUUCCACCCCUCUCCACCUUGCGGCUCAGAGCGGACACACAGCUGUGGUUGGUCUGCUGCUCAGCAGGUCUGGAUCUCUGCUGCACCUGACGGACAGACGCGGCUGUACCUGUCUUCACUUGGCCGCCGCACACGGACAUGUGUCCAUGCUGAGGGUUCUGCUGGGACAGGGAGCUGAAAUUAACCAUACAGACAAGAGUGGCUGGACUCCACUGCACUAUGCUGCUAAAGCGGGUUGUCUUGAGGUCGUGUCAUUCCUGGUGGAGAGCGGCGCGUCACCGUGUGUGGAGUGUCAUGCUGGACAGACCCCAAUGCAGUACGCUGCUCAGGAGAACCACGAGUCCACCGUCAUAUUCCUGCUCAGAAGAGAGAAGAACACGCUACGUCUACUGGAAGACAAGAAGUUUGUUUUCAAUCUGAUGGUGUGCGGGCGGAUGAAUGAUAAUCUUGCUCUGGAAGAGUUUGUCCUGCACUCUGCUGCUCCACUGGAUACAGCUGUCCGUCUUUCACGAGCUCUGACUCUGGCCGCACUUAGAGAGAAGGAGCGUUCAGUCGACCUGCACGCUGCUGCUCGUCACUGUGAGGUCAUGGCUUCUGACCUCUUAACUCUAGCUGCCUUGGCAGGGGGUCUCGGUGCAGGUCCAGUCCUCCGGGCUGUGGACCGUCGAGGUGCCAGUGUGCUGGACUGCCUAAUCGAGGGGAGACAGAAAGGUGUGGUGUCUCACCCAGCAGUGCAGAAGUACCUGACGGAUGUGUGGUACGGAAGCCUGCAAUGGGACUCGUGGAAGAUUCUUCUGUUGUUCUUCUGCUUGCUUCUCUGUCCUCCUCUGUGGCUCGCCCUCUCACUGCCACUCAGACACAGCUUCAACACCAUCCCCAUUGUGAAGUUCAUGAGUCAUCUGGUGUCGCAUGUCCUCCUGUUGGCCCUAUUCAUCCUGACGAUUGUUUACCCACCCAUAAGCCCGCUCUCUGAAGGCCGUCUCGUACCCGGCUGGUCUGAAUGUCUCUUGCUGAUCUGGCUGUGUGGAAUGCUGGUAUCUGAACUGACCUUCCCAGGUGAACGCACUGGUUUAGCAUGGAUUCGACUGCUCCUACUAGGGUUUUCCGCUGCUGCGCUGCUCUGCCACAUCAUGGCUGUCUUCUCCCAGUGGUGGCCACCGGCUCAUCUUCACUGUCUGUUUGCCCGGAACGUCCUCCUUGCCGUUGCAAUGACGUUGGGAUUUAUACAACUUCUGGAAUUCUUGACAUUCCAUCACUUGUUCGGCCCAUGGGCCAUCAUCAUCCGAGACUUGAUAAAAGAUCUGUGCCGUUUCGCUGUCAUCCUUAUGCUAUUCCAUACGGCUUUCACGUUGAGUCUCACAGCCUUAUGCCAACCUCUAUAUCCACCAGAAAGUCUUCAGGAUUCAAACAGUACAGUCAAUGCUACAGAAGUCACUGUGCCUGGCCCUUUAAAUAUGUCUGUGCUGCUGUUCUUUGCAUUGUUUGGUUUGACCGAACCGGAUAAAAUUCCCGAUGUGGAACGGUCCCCUCCGGCGACGGCUAUUUUGGCUAAAAUGGUUUUUGGUGUUUAUCUGGUGGUGACGUUUAUUGUGUUAAUCAACCUGCUCAUUGCCAUGAUGAGUGACACAUACCAGCGCAUCCAGGCUCAGUCCGACACAGAGUGGAAGUUCGGCCGCGCCAUUCUGAUUCGAGAUAUGAGCCGCAAGUCUGGAAUUCCAUCUCCAUUAAAUCUUUUCACCAAUCUGUUCUACUACAUCAAGUUUCUGUGCAAACGUGGAGGUAAGAUGUGCUCUGGUGAUGGUGAUGAUCUGAUGAAUGAAGACAUAAAUGCUGAAGGCCUGUCUGAUUCUCGCUCACUUGAUCUGCUUGCUCAAACAUCCGUCAGUUGGGUCAAAGGAAACAAGAGAGCACAGAUACUCCCUGAGGAUGGUCAGAUUACGCUGUCCAGGACUGGCGGACAGUUGCGCGUGGAGAAUGUUGUUGAUUGGCCGUUGGUGGUCCAGCAGUUUUUAACUCGGCAUCGACAGAGAGACAGAUCACCAUCUGAGACGAAUGACCAACCUCUUCAUCAUGACAGAUGAGUUUGCACUGACUAUUAGCAUCACUCUCACACCUGAGCCCAGAUCCACCUCGACUUCCUGUCUAAUGCAGUAGCAUUAGCUUUAGCUUGUCUGCAACCUUCGUCUAUUUCUCAUAUUCACUGCUCACUAGUCACUUUAAUGAAAGAUGUCAUUUUAAAGCUCAUAAUUAGUGUGUGUGUGUGUUGUGAUGUCGCCUCAGUCAAAUCAGAAUUGUGUCAGUCUAUUGCACUUUUCCAAGUGGGAAGUUGGAAAUACGUUGAGUUCAAUGAGUUGAGUUCAGUGGAAUGCAGCAUUAUACAAUGAGAAAAAAACGCUAAAGCACUGCCACAAGGGUGUUUUACAGUAUACAUGUUUUUUUUUUACUACCAGUGCCGCAGAAAUAUCAGUGUUAAUGAUAUGCAUGAAUAUCUUUAUUUUUUCUUUGUCCUUUUUUAUCAAAUUUUAUUUCUACGGAACCUAUAUAUAAAUGACACUCAUGCAACAUAUAGUUAUAUAAUAAUCUACUGUAUAUGCACCACAUGUUUAUUGAAAUGAUACUUUAAUAUGUGUUUUCAGGGGUCUGUUCUCUCAACUUUGUUUUGAAAUGCUGCGUUCACAUUGUGUCGAAAUUACUGUAGUAAAUCUUCUUAUUCUACUCAUAGUGCCAUAAUGUGUGGCUUUGUUGGUAAUGACAGCAAAAUAUUUAAUCAUGACAUUAAUUCAUCUCUAUACACUCUCACAAAUGUUUAAAGAACAAAGAACAGACUGAUUAUUGGCUAAAAUAAAAUGGUAUAUCAAACAUGUAGCUGCUACCAAAUUAAAUUAUUUGUAAUAUUUUUUUUUCUGCCCUUUUUCUCCCCAAUUUGGAAUGCCCAAUUCCCAAUGCGCUCUAAGUCCUCGUGGUGGCGUAGUGACUCGCCUCAAUCCGGGUGGUGGAGGACGAAUCUCAGUUGCCUCCGCGUCUGAGACCGUCAAUCCUGCGCAUCUUAUUACGUGGCUUGUUGAGCGCGUUACCGCGGAGACGUAGCGCGUGUGAAGGCUUCACGCUAUUCUCCGCGGCAUCCACGCACAACUCACCACGUGCCUCACCGAGAGCGAACCACAUUAUAGCGACCACGAGGAGGUUACCCCAUGUGACUCUACCCUCCCUAGCAACCGGGCCAAUUUGGUUGCUUAGGAGACCUGGCUGGAGUCACUCAGCAUGCCCUGGAUUCGAACUCGUGACUCCAGGGGUGAUAGUCAGCGUCAAUACUCGCUGAGCUACCCAGACCCCCCAAAUUACAUUUAACUGUUACACCAAAAAAUCUGAUAUCACAUUGUAUAAGGGGGUAAAUCGAAGCUUUAAUAAAAUUCAGGGUUUCCAACUAGUGAUUACGAGCUCCAUAAAAUGUAACCGUUUCGGUCAGAAAAUUGCUGUAAUUCUGUCAAUAAUGUGAAUGCAGCAAAAGUCAUCCUGUUUUUUUAAAGCUGAAGAAUGUAAUUUCUGUGACACUACCACCACUGAAAGGAAUCGCAAAAAUAAACGAUGUUUUCAAAACAGCUUUCCGAAUAUCCCCUCGUUUGCAGAUGUUCAAACCAUCAAAUAUUUCCGCCCCCCAACUCAUGCCAUUGGUUGAAUAACGUUGUUGGGGCGGGUCUAAUCUGGUCUCUCAAAACAAACAUGAAUUUUUAAACGCCACAGAAAGACAGUGUUUACAGUUUUCGAUAAAUUAACCUGUGAAUGGCUUACUUAUCGUUGUCUCUGCAAGUAUUUUAACACACAACAAAAUACAUACUUCAGCUUUAAAUCAUAUUAUUAUGAUGUCAACAAUCUCACAAAUGUUCCUAAAUUUUUUGUUUCUGCACUUGGACUGUCCUGAAAACAGAAAUAAAAACAAUUGCAUCAUGGGGGAAUACUAAAAUGAAAACCUGCCUUAUUGUUAUAUAUUCAAGCGUAUGAAGCAUAUCAACAAUGACAUCAUCAUUAUUUCCAAUAAUAACACUGUUUGUCCUUUACUGAUGUUAUUGUUGAAGAGAAACUGUGGUAUUCCGUUCUGAUUUUACGACACACCUGAUCUUUCAUCUGCUUUGUAUCCUGAACGACCAAGCUCAACAUGUCUGUCCCACCAAGAGAUGCAAUUACAGUUACAGUUCCACUGCCGGAACCAAACCAGAAAUGCCAAAUGUAAACCAGAUUUGGCUCACUCUAUGUUGCUCUCUGGGACAUCUUCAGAUUAAUACAAAUUGAUGUAUAUAAGUUAAUAAAUA